Haliotis rufescens (red abalone) is the source of this 7587-nucleotide messenger RNA. Its product is annotated as neuroligin-4, X-linked-like. Lineage: Eukaryota; Metazoa; Mollusca; Gastropoda; Lepetellida; Haliotidae. Gene Ontology annotation, biological process: modulation of chemical synaptic transmission; neuron cell-cell adhesion; chemical synaptic transmission. Gene Ontology annotation, cellular component: synapse; cell surface. The transcript has 6 exons. The record is from RefSeq and is a predicted model, not a curated record. Gene Ontology annotation, molecular function: signaling receptor activity; neurexin family protein binding. The coding region runs from base 398 to 3082 and encodes 894 amino acids.
UUCAUCAUCUUCCACACUGAAACACAGUACUUCCCCGGUCUCAUUCAGCCGUGAGACGGACUCCCACUUCUGCGCAUGCGCUCUUUAUUGGGGCACACGUCUGCCUCCACGGCACACGAACUCACCAGUUAAAUUUGACACCCGCGGAAGAUCCGAAGUGAUGUUUUCAAACAAGCCAGAAUCGCCAGCCGCUCGAAUCCGACUAUGCUUCGCUGUUCCUCGCGCUGAGGCUGAAAAUUGCGAUCUCUUUAUAAAGUGGGUAGCGACGAAGCUGAGCAUCGAUACAGCUAUACACAUGGAUACAUUGUCUGGUGGCAGUAGCGCGGGCGGCUCCAACAGUUCGUGUCAUGAAAAGCAUUGAUAAAGUUGUCAGUGUGUUAUCUAAGUUUUCGUUACUAUGGGCGUCUUGGGGGUAGAGUGCAUCGCCAUCCUGGUCCUCGUGUUUGUGUUCAGUUUGCACCUUGAGCAGAGCGGGGGCCGAGUGAUUAUGAAACAGCUGAGUUCACGUGUAAUUAACACCAGGUAUGGAAAAGUUCGAGGAAUUCUUGUCGAGUUUCCUAACCGGUAUCUUCGGCCGGUCGAGGCAUAUUUGGGCCUCCGUUAUGCUGAUCUUGACCAAGGAAAUAUGCGAUUUAUGCCUCCAAAAAACCCUGUUGAAAAGUGGACUGGAAUACGAGUUGCUGUUAAAAACCAACCCGUCUGUCCACAAGUCACACACCACGAACGGGAUUUAAGUCUGAGCUUGCCCGAGGGACGGGUGGCCCACCUAAGAAACAUCACCCCGUUCUUAAGCGAACAGGGGGAGGAUUGUCUUACGUUGAAUCUAUACGUUCCCACCAAGGAAUGGAACGACACAGACCCCAUGCCAGUGAUGGUGUUCGUCCAUGGAGAGUCAUAUGAAACCGGAACCGGAAAUGCGUACGACGGAAGUGUUUUAUCAAGUUAUGGUGACGUCAUAGUCGUCACCCUCAAUUACAGACUGGGCGUUCUUGGUUUCUUGACGACAGGAAACCAGGCUGCAAUGGGGAACUACGCCCUUCUGGACAUCACACAGGCUUUGCACUGGCUUCGGGAAAACAUCGCCAGUUUUACUGGUGAUCCUCAGCGGGUGACAUUGUUUGGUCACGGCCAUGGGGCCGCUCUCGUCAACCUGCUGAUGUUGUCGCCAUUUGCGUCAGAGGGUCGUGGUCCGUUCUUCCAAAGAGCCAUCAUUCAAAGUGGCUCUGCAUUGAGCACCUGGGCCGUGUCCUACGACCCUGUUUGGUGCACCCAAAAACUUGCCAUCAAUGUCAACUGUAGUCGGUUCAUCGGCGAUUCUCAAAAGCUCAUCAAAUGCCUAAGGGAACGUACGUACGAGGAACUUGUAAAUGCUGUUCCCAAGGCACCGAAGUAUUAUUCGUGUUUUGCUCCAUCUGUGGAUGGGUGGUCGGUGCUUCCAAAGAAGGUGAUGGAGAUGAUUAAUGAGAAGAAGAUGAAAUUCGCUUCAGCCAAGGUGAUGUUUGGCAUUACCAAGAACGAAGCGUACUCCUACCUAAAACAACAAGAGAUCAAAAAGGGGAUAUCCGAAUUCCGAAAAACGCAAAUAAUCAGGACUUAUGUCCAAAAUGUGUUCCGAUACCACAGACAGAAAAUAUUUGAGAUUCUCGAUCACCAUUAUACAGACUGGAACCGGAUAUCAGACAAACUCUCCAAGAGAAACAAUAUUAUGGAUCUGCUAAGUGACGGGCAAUAUGUUGCACCAUUGAUGGAAACGGCUCAGAAACAUGCCGAAACAGCAGACACUUAUCUAUAUGCAUUUACGUACUCUACCCAGUCAGAGAAUUCGCAGGAUGUACAUGGUAUCCAUGGUGAUGAACUGCCAUAUGUUUUUGGUGCUCCUAUUGUUGAUGGAUUGUCUCCCUUUCCCUCCACUUACACCAGCGCAGAGAAGAUGCUGAGUGAGGCUGUUAUGACGUAUUGGACGAAUUUUGCCAAAACAGGCAAUCCAAAUGAGCCACGCAACCAGACAUCCGUUCACGGCGGUCGUGUACGUAACCGUUUCGUAAACAUCGAUUGGCCAAAAUUUGAGCUUGGUGAUCAAAAUUACCUCCAAAUAGGUGGGUUCGACAUUAACGAAGGAAGCGACCCGGCGCGUCGCCCCACAGUUCGGCAUCAUUAUCGAGCUCAGAAGUUAGCUCUGUGGCUUGAUCUAAUACCGAAGAUCAACAAACCAACAAAGACCGGCACAGAUCCAACUCAACACCUUCUGAAGGACUCCAACAACAUGUCUACUUUUGACGAAUUUCCGCGAUUGGUCCCACCAUUUAAUAAGGUGUUCCCCUCUCCACCACCAAUGCCGCCAAUCUCGCCAACAUGGGGACCGCCCAACGAUGGCACAUGGUCUACUACUAGUUAUUACAAUGGAUACACAGAUGAGGAUCCAGAUAACAUUCACACAAGAGUACGACAUGGUUCCACUGAGUCUGUCACAGUGCUUCACAGCACUCCUGAUGGCGUUACUGCUGUUCCUGCCUCAGCUGGGCAGCCAGAUCCUUCUCACAGCUCCGUCCCUUUGAGCAUAACCGUUGCGGUUGGGUGUUCACUUUUGUUUCUUAACAUUCUGAUAUUCGCUGGAGUGUUUUAUCAGAGAGAGCGAAUAAAAAAAUUAAAAAGGAAGCAAGAGGAGGAAGAGGAGGAACAGGAGGAUGUUAAGCUGGCCCGAAAAUUAGAAAAGACUGUGCGAAAUGCCACAGGUCCUGAGACUGUAAGUCUCAUGUCAAAUCCUUCUAAUCAUCAAUCUCCUGCCAAAAAUGCUCAUCCACAACCGAGCCCACAAAAUAACCAGAAACCAGCAAUAGCAACAAAGCCACCACAGCCCCCAGGAUCGGGCUACACCUACACAGCCAUACCCACACAGUCGACAUCACCUAUGCACCGCAAUGCCAUGCCGCACGGCCACCCUAUACCAAUGAACACCUUCGGCAAAGGAAAGACUCCAGACCACCUGCAACGGUCUGAAAAUGAUGGCCACAUUUAUAAAAAGAUAAAUAAACCAAAUUCGAGGGAUAUGAAUGAUUCAAACAAUGCCAUUACUAUAGUUUAGUGAUCGUGUAGAUAGAGAAAUAUGAAGCAAUUGACUGGACAGGUGUCAAGAAACACAGGCUUAUGGCUGGCCUGAAGUGUGACUGACAAGAAUGAAUGGGCAUCGUAUGUGUCAGCCAGUGGAAUUGUUUUCAGAUUAUGCGUCAAGGACAAUGCCUGUACAGUGUGUGGCUGGUCCGAUGGUUUGUAGGAACAGGUGCUAAUUUCAAUAACGAGGCGAGAUCAUGCAAAUUCGUGUGACAAUCACAAAAAAAGAACAAGACAUCAUUAAUUUCAUUAUGACCCGAAAAACCCAAACCGUUCCCCAUCCUACAGCAUCAGGCAUUUAUACGAAACAUCAUGGAGGGCAACCUAUAAUAUUUACUCGAGUACACAGGUUCCCGAUAGUUUUACGUGCCAUGGGGGGUUUGGUUUUCAUCCAAUCGUUGUGCUACCGAUUCCUUACCAUUACCUACAAACCAUCAGAAUUAUCAAUAUACAAGCUAUCACGUUCUGUUCAGAUUCGUUUGACUUUGCAUUCCCAUAGGCACAAAAUAUCGUGGUAAUUGGUAUUCACACAGUAAAAUAUGAUAAUUGGUAUUUACACAGUAAAAUAUGAUAAUUGGUCUUUUCACUGUAAAAUAUCAUGAUAAUUGGUAUUUACACAGUAAACUAUGAUGAUAAUUGGUAUUUACACAGUAAAAUGUCAGGAUAAUUGGUAUAUACACAGUAAAAUAAGAUAACUGGUAUUUACACAGUAAAAUAUCAUGAUCAUUGGUAUUUACACUGUAAAAUAUGAUCAUUGGUAUUUACACAAUAAAAUGUCAGCAUAAUUGGUCUAUACACUGUCAAAUAUCACGAUAAUUGGUAUUUACACAGUAAAAUAUGAAACUUGGUAUUUACACAGUAAAAUAUGAUAAUUGGUAUAUACACUGUCAAAUAUCAUGAUAAUUGGUAUUUACACUGUCAAAUGUCAUGAUAAUUGGUAUUUACACUGUAAAAUAUGAUAAUUGGUAUUUACACUGUAAAAAUCAUGAUAAUUGGUAUUUACGCAGUAAAAUAUGAUAAUUGGUAUUUACACAGUAACGUAUCAUGAUAAUUGUAUUUACACAGUAAAAUAUCGUGAUCCAAUAGGUAUUAACACUGUAAAAAUCAUGAUAAUUGGUUAUUACGCAGUAAAAUAUCAUGAUAUUUGGUAUUUACACUGUAAAAAUCAUGGUAAUUUGUAUUCACGCAGUAAAUGCCAUGAUAAUUGGUAUUUACACAGUAAAAUAUCAUGAUACUUGGUAUUUACACUCUAAAAAUCAUGAUAAUUGGUAUUUACACUGUAAAAAUCAUGAUAAUUGGUAUUUACGCAGUAAAAUAUCAUGGUAAUUGGUAUUUACACAGUAAAAUAUCAUGAUAAUUGGUAUUUACACAGUAACAUAUCAUGAUAAUUGGUAUUUACACAGUAAAAUAUCAAAUGAAGGUUGCAAUAAUUACAUCAACCAACAUAUUUCAACACGGAUAAACAUUUUGGAACGUGCUGCUUGUUACAUAUUUGUAUACAUUUCUAUUCCUGUUUUAUUAUGAAUAAGAAUGCGAAACGUUAUCGCCAGAACAUAUCGCAGCAAUGCUUUUAAAUUAUCUUUCGAUAGCAUUAAUUUCUUCCACGCCAUGGUGUAGAUAUAACUAUAUUCUAUUAUUAAUAUUGUAUAGCUUUCAAUGUAUCAAAACAGAGAUAUUUGGUUCAUGAAAUCAUGACACCACAUUGCUUACUUAAUAAAUGAGACGAUGAUAAUGUGAUAUUUGUAAAGCCGUUUUACGAUUUCGUUUUAUGUUUGAUGAAGUAUUUUACUGCCACCCAACAAUGGAAAGCAAUAUUGACCGUUGAUGUCCACUUGGUUUGAUUCAGUACACAACCUUUACUUUGUGUUUGGGAUGUAUAGUAUAAUAGAAGUAGCAUUACCAAAACUUGUCAAACAAAUUAUCGACCUGCAUUCAGUGAUAAUGAGAGUUUGUGCACAAGCGAUUCACAAAGGUUCAUUUGACAAGACACACAUUAUCAAAUGUACAGGUUAAUGAACCCAUGUGAGUAUUGUGAUCGAUAAAGACAAUAUAGUGGAAAUAGUUCAUUCCAUUCCCACAACUAAUGUAUCAUAUCUAAUGCAUUAGAAACCCGGGUGUAUUUCAAAUAAUGUAUUUUGCAGGGAUCGUUGCUUGUCCACGGGAUUGAUAAUGCACAUGGUGACUUAUUCAAAUGGAUCUUUAGUGGUUUUUAGAACUAGUCAUUAUCAUUAAAUUUCAGUACCUAUGAUUAAUGUCUUCCCAUUUUUGUGAAAUAUAUUUUAAUGUUAAGCGAAUAAGUGUGGUACAUUUGUCAUGAGCAAGAGCGGUUGAUCAGUGUGAGUGACUGUGCUCAGUAAAUCUGCUACGUGUGCAGCGACAUUUUUUAUGUUGAUAUCUCCUUGAAGCUGUGAAGACGAACAAAACAGUCCCUAGGCAUAUGGAUAUAAUGCGAUUUCUUACAUAUCGAUCACUGAUGACGUAAUGCCGAGACUGUUCUAUACAGGAAGAACAUGGACUAGAGAGACGAAAUUGACCAGAUGUCUAGAUGUCAACUUGUGAUAUUGACAACUGCUAAAGUGUGCAUUGCUCAGGAUGAGUGUUAUCAAAAGGGCUGAUAUUGACAAUGAAUGAGACCAGAGGAUGAUCCAAACUUGUGCCUUCAUGUACAAAACACAUUGAGAAGUAUCAUCGUUACUCUUUAAGAACUUAUAUAGUGUGAGAUGACUCCUCUUGCCACAGCACGACCUCGUAUAUCGUAUAUGUUCACAAUGAAAUUGAAAGGUGAUACAUUUGUCAUAUUCUAUUUCACGUGUAAAAUAGCAUCAAUUGUUUGAUAUCCCCAUCUAUUUCAAAAUGAAAUUAAGAAAUUAUUUCGAUUAACAUCGAACAUGUCGAAAAGGUGUUUUCGUGUGCGAUAGACACACACGGUACCUACCAUUCAUGUUCAUGUACUGUAUUCCGAAUGAUUAUGACAUGUGGAUCUCGUACGGACUUUAAUGAAACAUUCUUUUUAUAUCUCACACAUGUUCUCUGUCAAACAUUAACAUACCACAGCAUAGCUCAGACCUCCCUUCUCCAGUUUUGUUAGGCAUUUCUACCAAGUACUGCAAAGGCUUUCCAGUUUAUGUGUGCUACCAUAGCAAGUAACGUUGCCCCAUAUAUUCAUUGACCAUUUAAUGUCAGACUUUUUUUUAUUAAGCACUUCUUUGAAAACUUUGAAUUCAUGUUCGCGUUGUCAUACAAUGUUACAUUACAAAAUGUUCAAAACGGAUGGCAACUUGACGUAUUCUGUUUGAUAUUGAUCACACUGAAAUGAAAUGUACAAAAUCAGGGAGGUUGUUGCAUGUAUUGUUACGCGUGUUUGUUAUUGUUGAUAUGUACAUAGACUGUGGUGUUAGCAUUCACGUUUCUCCCUCGUUUACCUGCUCAAAUGUAUAUUAAGCCAUUUUUCCUCACCUACAUAUUAUGUUUCGUCUAUAUGAAGUCGGUACGAGGAAGGGAAGAUAUAUGCUUCUCUACAUUUCUAUACAUUGUGUGGUUCUCUCUUCACUGUUUUAGAUGAAUUUUAUCAAUGUUUCGCUUAGUCGUUUUUUAGAUAUAUAAUUCCCGCAUGUCAUUCUUAAUAUAUUUUUUUUAUUUAUUUAUUUAUUUGUUUAUUGAGUAAAUAUUAUUUAUCACCCGUAACGCACAAUUUUUUGGGAUAAUAUUUAUUAUCAUAUGGUAUUCUUCUUUUAUGUUUACAUUUCAUUUUGUCGCUUGUUUUAUAAAUAUUUUGUUUUAGUGAGUGGCGUCGUUUUGUUAUUGGCAAAAGUAAUAUAUUGCAGGUGCUCAAUAUUAAUGUUCCUUUUUUUGGCAAGUAUGUCUUGUAUUUAUUUGUAUUAACCAAACAUUUCAUUUAAUUCCUUUUCCAUUUUGCUGAUAAAAUAUUCGAUGAAAUAAUGUUAGAAAAAUCACCGAUGGGUUAUGUAAACGUCAGUAUCUCCGGAUGUGGUUCUCAAGAUGUUUUAUUAAUUUUUGUGAUUGCCCAUCGACUAUGGAAAUGCUACAAGGAUACUGAAUUUGUAAAGACUGUGGUUUCCGUUUUCAUAUCAUCAUUUGCUAUGGGUGGGUAGUUGAUGUAGAGUUUAUGACUGAAGAUUUACGACUAUGAUUCAGUGAAGCAUUUCUUAUAAAUCCUUGUCACCCCAGUAAAUAAAAUGGCAUAUUGGAUAUAGUUCAAUGACUAUGAGAAUGAAGUAGUGUUUUUUUCCGCCAAGUGGUUUGGCAUUAGAAAAAAGCUAAUAUUCUGUAUAUUUUGUAUGAUUUGAAUUUCCAUGAGUGUGUCUGUUCGCUGUUUUCAUAGUGCGUGAACGUCACUAGAACUACUUUGAAAAUGUACUUAGCAUGUCCGACAUUAGAAAUCCACCACCGAUGUAAAUAUUGACUGUAAAAUAUCAUUAAGUAAUAUAAUGGAAAUAAAAAGAAAAUUAUAGAUUUCGA